AUGGAAAAACAAGACAAAGAACUCGAAAAGUGGAUUAAGGCUGCAAAUGAGAAUAAAAUAAGUGCAAAGAAUGCCUGGAAUGCACCACUUAUACAACAUUUCAACAAUAUUGAUGGUUUUAGAGAGGAAAACAAAAUAAAUUUCACCAAGGUUUCUACUGCAUUGGACGGAUGUGUUAAAGUGUACACAAACAGAGUGGACGAGGUAGCUGAUUCCACAUACAAAUUAGUGAAUAUAAUGGGAAAAGAUGAAGAAACUAAAGAAAAGCAGAAGACUAAAACCAAAACCAAAAAAGACAACUUUUUGGUAAAGAACACCGAUGCCAUAAACAUCAGGAUUCCUGAGACUGAACAGUUCAACGACCCUGUAUUCAGCGCAAUAUUAUCCAAAAAUGAUGUGGCAUUCGUAUUCUAUGAUCUAAAGCACACAAAUCAAGGCAUCCUGCUACACUCUUCCAAUAAUUGUUUUACUGAACUGAUAAUGGAGGAUGAAGAAUGUGAUAUUGAAAUAGAAAAGAGGCCAAUUUGUUCUGAUCUGCUACACGUAAAGAAGCUUGAUUACGAUGAUGAAGUUGUACAAGACCAACAACCUGAUCAAUCAGAAAUGAUGUUGGUUCCACGAGAAAAGCUACCUGGUUUAAGUCAACUGAUUGAGAACAUAUCACACAGAGAAGAUGAAUCACUAAAAGAAAUCAGUCAAAAUGAAUUUGAUGAAGCCUGUGAAUUCGAACAUGCAGAAGAAUCUGCCAGUGUUGAGGUUAAUAAAAUAGAAGAGAAACAAGAAGAGAUCAAGAGACCAUUUAUCAAGAAAUGGAAUGACAUUGAAGAAUGGAGAACAGAAUACAUCAAGAAGAAGCCAACAACUAUCAAGAAAAAGAGAGAGAAAGCAUUUUUGGAUUUCAAGGCACAGCCAAAAUUGAAGUGUAUGAGAGAGCAAUUUGAUUCAACAAUGACAAAAGAGAUGAUUCUAAAUAGAAGAAAGAAGAAGAAUGUACUAACAAAUGAGUUUCUGAUUGAUCUCAAAGACUUGUAUAGAAUGAACAUUGAUAAAGAAGUGUAUUUUGGUAAGAAAACCAAAAAAUCAAAUGAAAACACUGUAGAAGAAUCAGCAUAUGAAACAAACAAUAUCACAGUUAGCAACGAAAUGAAUAAUGGAUUUGAAGAAGAAUUUAACGAUGAACCUGAAGUCAACAACACCAUAGUCAAUAUUGAGGAUGCUAAUUUAUCCAAGAAGAUACAAUUUGAUCAAACUGUUGUUCCUAAUGAACCAAUUCAACUCAAAUUCACCAGAAAAGCCAAGAAAGUCGACAUGUUGAAGUUGAAGACGAAUUUGUUCAAACGCAUCGAGAAGUUGCCUACGAUUGAAUUCAACAGUUUAUGCACUGAUAUUAAAUCAGAUUACACCAGCAAAGAAUAUAAAGACAUUAGCAAACACACUUGUCUCAUUGGAUUGCUGCAUUUGGCCACAGAAAAUAACCUAGAACUGGAAUGCAACAAUAACCACAUUCAAAUAACAAGAAAGUGA
Molecule: messenger RNA, 1524 nt
Organism: Enterospora canceri
Lineage: Eukaryota; Fungi; Microsporidia; Enterocytozoonidae
Source: the annotation of a GenBank genome assembly